AUGCCGAAACGUGAGCCAACUCCUCCUCCAGGAGACGACGAACCUAAUCUAACGACGGAACUUGCCAUGUCAAGCUACUUUACCAUCGUUACUCCAUAUCCUCUCAAUGCGGAUAUGGAGGUUCCUGGAGAUGUUCUCCGUUUAGCACAGUGGUUGGCAGAGGUCACGGGUGACCCAAACUCCCCUCGGAUUGUCAUCAUUGAAGUGGACAGGUCCUUUAAGGACGUUAGGCGUCUUCUUGGACAGCAUUUCUGGGCUGGAGAAAAAGGAUUCCUCAUCAAUCCACCUCCGGACAUUGCUUCAUUCAAUUACUCGGCGAUCUUCUAUUGUCACUAUACAACUGGUAGAAUGGUCCAGAAGCAUGGAUGGAAGAGAAUAGAUUUUAUGAAUAAAAUGUUCGGAGAGGCUAAGAAUCGCGCGAAUCAACACAUCAACGUCCCAUCCUUUGAGCCGACAGCUAUCGAUCUUUGUCGCAACCUACCCACUGCCCUUUUCCAAGGAGACGCUCCCAAACCUGGAGCUAAGGCCCCUCCGCCUGGGUCGUCUGCAUGGGCCACUAACAGAGAGCUUCGGGCUGCGAACAAACGUAGCAAGAAGGAAGAACCAUCUACUGGAGAAAUGCCUACUGAAGAAACGUCUACUGAAGAAAUGCCUAUUGAAGAAACGUCUACCGAAGAAACACCUACUGAAGAAAUGGCUACUGAAGAAACACCUACCGUAAAUGCGACUUCAGACGCUACCAAUUCAGAGCCAGCCAACCUCUGGAAUCACGUUAAAUUGGCCAGUGAUUUAGCUCAGUCGUCCGUAUAUGGAGGGAAUGAGGAGCUUACAUUACUAGCAAACCGUGGGUACAAUAAAAAUGCACCUUCCAUCAACACCAAAGCGGCGAACGGAGCACGUCCCUCCAACAAUGGUAAUGCGCAAUCACCUAUUACCCCAACUUCUCCUCCUCCUAAAAGAGCAGGCCCAAGCGCGUCUAACGUGAAGCCAUCGGUCCGCGCACCCCCGCCUCCAAUGUUCCUUUCUCCCGUCAGCCCGACAGCUCCAAAGAGCGAGACCAACGACCCUUCGGUACCCGCGCCAUCUAAAAUUGAGCAAGUGGCUAUUAACUCUAACAGCGGCCCUGUGCGCGGCGUCCCGGCAUGGUCAUCCCGUGGUCGCGGCCGGGGACGUGCUUUUGAAUUUUGUUGUAUCAUACUUCGUAGUCACCACUCUAGUAUUGCGAAACAAUCGCAUUAUGAUGCCUUAAAGCCAAUCCUCGUUAAGAUUAAUUCUAUAAAUAAACCUCCAGAUCCAGAAAACUUAAACUAUUCCCUAUUAAACAAGAUCUAUCAAGGCAUCUAUGUCCGUCAUCCGGUUAGAUACGAACCUAUUAACACUCGCCCAGAAUACAAAGAAUACUCUGCUGAAAGGGAAGCCAGCAGUUUCAAGUUGAAAGCCUUCACAACAGCACUUGAUUCUUUGAGAGACCUACCCUUUAAG
This is a messenger RNA of Acaulospora colombiana, 1482 nucleotides long. The record is from the annotation of a GenBank genome assembly. Lineage: Eukaryota; Fungi; Glomeromycota; Glomeromycetes; Diversisporales; Acaulosporaceae.